AAUGAAUCACACACCUGCCACCUGACAUACUUCCUAUAGCUCAAUUCUCUCUUUCUCUCUCUCUUCCUCAUCUGAAUCUUCGCCGUCGACGCCGCCGAUGGAUUCUUCAAAUUCCUCACCGAACGAUGUCCCCAACGGCAAUCAAUACUCUGACUUCAUAGUCAUCCUCGCCGCUCUUAUGUGUGCCCUAAUCUGCGUACUCGGUCUAGCGGCUGUCGCUCGUUGCGCUUGGAUCCGUCGGAUCUCUGGCCUUCCUCCUAAUACCUCCUCCACAGCUACUGCGAACAAAGGCCUGAAGAAGAAGGUCCUCCGUUCCAUUCCAAAAGUCACCUAUACAACCGACUACGCCGCCAAAUUCUCCGAUUGCGCCAUUUGCCUGAUGGAAUUCUCCGCCGGUGAAGAAGUGAGAGUUCUACCGCAGUGCGGCCAUGGAUUUCACGUCGUAUGCAUUGAUACCUGGCUUGGAUCUCACUCUUCGUGUCCGUCCUGUCGACAGAUUCUAGUAGCGUCCAGAUGCCAACAAUGCGGUGGAUUACCUGUUGUAAGCUCUGUCCCCGCUCAACAGACUGAAUUAACACUUGAUGCUCCGAUUGUAUUCUUACCUUAGCUUGCUUCCAGGUCCAUCGAUCUCUUCCAAAUUCUAGCUAAUCAUUCACACUUUAAACUGUUCUUCGAUCGUGUAUAUUCGUUAAGUAAUUAAAUUACUAGCUAGGAAGUAAAUAUUGAUCUAUAGUUCAAAAUUGAAUCACUCGAUCUAGUCUAGUCUAGUCUAGUGUUGAUUCACUACGGUUUCAAGUAUUUUAUGAACAAUCUUGUGUUUUGUUCAUCUUUGCUAUUUUCUUUCCUUCCUCGUCAGUGAAAUAUAUGCAUUAUGUAU
Molecule: messenger RNA, 877 nt
Organism: Impatiens glandulifera
Lineage: Eukaryota; Viridiplantae; Streptophyta; Magnoliopsida; Ericales; Balsaminaceae
Product: RING-H2 finger protein ATL80
Exons: 1
Coding region: 98-607 (169 amino acids)
Source: RefSeq, a predicted model, not a curated record